AUGGCUAACGCUGAUGUUGUUGCAUACAACAUUGCAGUGUUCAUUGCUACACUUUUCCUCCUAGAAUUUGGUGCAGAUAAAUUUAUUGAUCAUACCGCCGUCGUCGCUCGCCGCACCCGAAUAUCGGAGACGAUCAUCGGGCUUCUUACUGCUGGAGGAGAAUGGGAAGAGCUCGCUGUUGUCAUUGCAUCCCUCGCGCACAAUCGUGCCUCUUUGGCUAUCGGUAACAUUGUUGGUUCUGCAAUUUCGAAUAUCUUAGGAGCCUUCUCCCUGGGUCUCUUAUUUCACGACAAGAAGGAUCCGAUUGUGUUCGACCGAAGCUCACGCCUAUACUCACUCGUCCUACUCGUCCUGACGACCUUUGUGACACCGAUUACAUAUUUUUCAAGAAAGAUAAUAUGGUUGGUUUGCGGCUCUAUCUUAAUCGUAUUCUUCGCCAUCUAUAUUGGGUCUGUGGGGUGGGCAAUCAGUAAAGGAACUCUCACUUCUCCAGAGGACUCCGACGAUAGCAGCGAUGAUGAGAGCAGCGACGGAGAAAGCGCAGUUGAUGUUUCAUCAGGACCAAGCCACCGAAAGGACCGAACUCUACGUUAUCACCUAUUUUAUCUCUUGCUUGGUUUCCUAGCCAUUUGCCUCGCAGGUUACGUACUUUCUCACGCUGCCACCGCCAUUACCGAUGAAUUCGGCAUGUCAGAUGUGCUUUUUGGUGUUGUGGUUCUCGCAAUAGCUACAACACUACCCGAAAAGUUCGUCGCUGUGAUGAGCGGGCAUCGAGGUCAUGUUGGCAUUCUCGUCGCGAAUACAGCUGGCAGUAAUAUAUUCCUGCUUGCAUUGUGCUCUGGAAUCAUUAUGAUCGAUACUUCGGGGAAGCUUGAACACGGCAACGUGAGCAUUCCUGAAUUAGGGGUGUUGUGGGGCUCAACACUUGCAUUUACUCUGACGGUCUGGUUUGGCGGAAAAUUUUGUCAGUGGAUUGGAUUUGGAAUGCUGAUCGCCUAUGUUGCCUUUAUAGUGUUGGAGUUUACAGUGAUUCAUGGUGUAGCUAAUGGCGACUAG
This is a messenger RNA of Bipolaris sorokiniana ND90Pr, 1056 nucleotides long. RefSeq lists its product as uncharacterized. Bases 1 to 1056 code for a protein of 351 amino acids. Gene Ontology annotation, cellular component: membrane. The transcript has 3 exons. Lineage: Eukaryota; Fungi; Ascomycota; Dothideomycetes; Pleosporales; Pleosporaceae. Gene Ontology annotation, biological process: calcium ion transmembrane transport; intracellular calcium ion homeostasis. Gene Ontology annotation, molecular function: calcium channel activity; calcium, potassium:sodium antiporter activity. The record is from RefSeq and is a predicted model, not a curated record.